Molecule: messenger RNA, 943 nt
Organism: Panonychus citri (citrus red mite)
Lineage: Eukaryota; Metazoa; Arthropoda; Arachnida; Trombidiformes; Tetranychidae
Product: ADP-ribosylation factor 1
Exons: 3
Coding region: 127-672 (181 amino acids)
Biological process (GO): vesicle-mediated transport; intracellular protein transport
Cellular component (GO): cytoplasm; plasma membrane
Molecular function (GO): GTPase activity; GTP binding
Source: RefSeq, a predicted model, not a curated record
UUCUUGUCCAUCUUGUCAAUUUUUCCCAACAUCUUUUGUAAUUUAAAAUUUUAAUUUAAAUUGUCUAAUUGUCAGAUUGGUUUUAUUUCUUGUUUAUCUCUAUCAAAAGUAAAAUAAUCUAUCAAGAUGGGGAAUAUGUUUGCCAAUUUAUUUAAGGGUCUCUUUGGUAAGAAAGAGAUGAGAAUAUUAAUGGUGGGUCUGGAUGCCGCUGGUAAAACCACCAUCCUUUACAAGCUUAAACUUGGAGAAAUUGUCACAACCAUCCCUACAAUAGGAUUCAAUGUUGAAACUGUUGAGUAUAAAAAUAUUAGCUUCACUGUUUGGGAUGUUGGUGGACAAGACAAGAUUAGACCACUUUGGAGGCAUUAUUUUCAAAACACACAAGGCCUUAUAUUCGUGGUUGAUUCCAAUGAUAGGGAAAGAAUUGGUGAAGCUCGAGAAGAAUUGAACCGUAUGCUGGCUGAAGAUGAGCUCAGAGAUGCUGUUCUCCUUAUAUUCGCCAACAAACAGGAUCUCCCCAAUGCAAUGAAUGCUGCUGAGAUCACCGAUAAACUUGGCCUUCAUUCCCUUCGUAGUCGUAACUGGUACAUUCAAGCAACUUGUGCGACAAGUGGCGAUGGCCUUUACGAAGGUCUUGAUUGGCUUUCAAAUCAAUUGAAAAGUCAAAAGUGAGCGCAACAUCAAUUGAUAAAAACAAAACAAAAAUUAUGUAACUUUGAAUGAACUCAAAUGCGUGUUUAAUUAUGAAACGAAUUCCUUUGUUCCAUAAAAUUUCAUCACUUUCUUGAGUAACAACUGUCCAUUCAAUGUAACUUGACCUCUUUGUACCUCCCAUGUUAGCUGAUUCCUCUUUUUCCUUAUCAACAAGCUCUUGAAUAAACUUUUCCGUUUCACUGGAAAUUGUUUUAUUACCAAUUUCAGGGGAAACAAUGUAAACAUCAAA